Messenger RNA from Equus quagga, 449 nucleotides. RefSeq names its product ribosomal protein L37a (gene RPL37A). Bases 110 to 388 code for a protein of 92 amino acids. The transcript is spliced from 4 exons. Gene Ontology annotation, biological process: translation. Gene Ontology annotation, molecular function: structural constituent of ribosome. NCBI's taxonomy places the organism in Eukaryota, Metazoa, Chordata, Mammalia, Perissodactyla, Equidae. Gene Ontology annotation, cellular component: ribosome. The record is from RefSeq and is a predicted model, not a curated record.
GCUCAGUUCCUAGCUGAGCCUCCGGCUCGCCACUUCCGCUCAUCGGCCUAAAACCGCGCCUGCGCACUGCAUCCCUUCCUCUUUGGGCUAGGACCUAGUUCACGGCAGGAUGGCCAAACGCACCAAGAAGGUCGGGAUCGUCGGCAAGUACGGCACGCGGUAUGGCGCCUCCCUGAGGAAGAUGGUGAAGAAGAUUGAGAUCAGCCAGCACGCCAAGUACACGUGCUCCUUCUGCGGGAAGACGAAGAUGAAGCGGCGUGCGGUGGGCAUCUGGCACUGCGGCUCCUGCAUGAAGACGGUGGCCGGCGGCGCCUGGACCUACAACACCACUUCUGCCGUCACAGUAAAGUCCGCCAUCAGAAGACUGAAGGAAUUGAAAGACCAGUAGAAGCUCCGCCGUUUGAAACAUUGCUGGGCCUAUAAUAAAUGGGUUAAUUUAUGUAACAAGA